Pieris brassicae (large cabbage white) is the source of this 3835-nucleotide messenger RNA. Its product is annotated as transcriptional repressor scratch 2-like. The coding region runs from base 102 to 1337 and encodes 411 amino acids. The transcript has 2 exons. The record is from RefSeq and is a predicted model, not a curated record. Gene Ontology annotation, biological process: regulation of transcription by RNA polymerase II. Lineage: Eukaryota; Metazoa; Arthropoda; Insecta; Lepidoptera; Pieridae. Gene Ontology annotation, molecular function: DNA-binding transcription factor activity; RNA polymerase II cis-regulatory region sequence-specific DNA binding.
ACGCCGCUCGCCUGGGGCGCCGCUCUCUCUCUUUCUCUCUUUUUCUCUGUUCGUCUGUUUCUCGCUGAUGCGGUCGCACUGAGGCCGAUGCAGGCUCCGCCAUGCCGCGCUGCCUCAUGGCCAAGAAGUGGAAGGUGGCUCCGGCGGGGGAACUGGUUGAGUCUGAUGAGGAGAUCGACGUGGUCGGCGAGGGGCGCGGCCGGAGCCCCGCACCCGCCGCCACCGCGCCGGGCCCUUCACCUCGCGAUCCAGAACCGACGCUACUCUACAACGGUUACACAGAGGAGCAGCCUUCCACACAGUUCACCGCACAGCUUCCAAGCGAGGUGAGCCCGGCUCCCCCCGGCCCAUCUCAGCCGGCGUCUCAGCCUCUAUCCUACGCUCUUCUACAAAUCUCGACCUCCGACUCGACCGAAACUCCCUUCAUUCAGGUACAUCUCCAAUCUUCACCUGUCUCCCCCCCUCCGCCACCGGCGAGCGGCAAAUCUACAUCGCUGUGCUAUACGAGCAGCGGCACCCUACUUUCGCUUCCACCUAAAAAGAAAGACAUCUAUCGACCCUACUGCUUAGGAGAUCGUGCCUAUUUACAACGCCCGGAGGAAGAUCUCAACGCAGCCCAUGCCAUCCUUGAUCUUAGUCAACAUGCAGUUUUCCUUACCACGCCGCCGCGCACUGAGCCCUCGCCUCCUGAACUUCCCCCACCGCCCCCGGAACCAGAACCAGAACCUACACAAGAACAAUCUGAACGCCCCCGAGAAACAGUUGCCUAUACAUAUGAUGCUUUUUUCGUCAGUGAUGGUCGGUCUAAGCGACGAAACUUUGCCAAUGCUCCAGUAGAAAGUGCACAGCAACCGACCGACCACAAAUCUAAAUAUACAUGCAGUGAAUGCGGUAAACGUUACGCCACUUCUUCAAACCUCUCGCGACAUAAACAAACCCACCGCAGUCUCGAUUCUGUUGCGGCAAAGCGGUGUGGAGAAUGCGGCAAGGCAUACGUGUCUAUGCCUGCUCUGGCUAUGCAUGUGUUGACACAUCAGCUAUCACACGUGUGCGGCGUUUGCGGCAAGUUGUUCUCCCGACCAUGGUUACUGCAGGGUCACUUGCGUUCUCACACUGGCGAAAAACCAUAUGGAUGUGCCCAUUGCGGGAAAGCAUUUGCAGAUAGAUCCAAUUUGCGUGCUCACAUGCAGACUCACUCCUCUGAUAAAAACUUCGAAUGUUCUCGAUGCCAUAAAACCUUCGCACUCAAAAGCUACCUCAACAAACAUCAAGAAUCAGCCUGCGUUCGUGAUGAUGACUCACCGUCGCCUGAUGCUCCCGCCUCUACGACAGAAUAGGCCGGUAUCGCUAUAGUAACUAGGGACCGUCAUACCAUCAUUUUGGUUUACUCGUUAACGUAAAGUAUUAAUAUGAAUUUAGUUCAUUAGCAUAAAGUAAUAUAAUAAAUUAAUAUUAAAUAGGCCUCCAAACCGGUACGUCCUAAAGGCGACCGGCCCACGAGUGCCGCAAUCGAGCAACGUUUCGCAAACAACGAAUAACGUACGACCCCGUAGUGCCGCAAGCGUGGCAUUGGCCUGCAGCGACAGACGUCCUGUUAAAGAUUAACAUAAACAUGUACAUAUACUUGUCGAUAAAUAUACCCGUAUAUACAUAGAAAUAAUGAAUACGAAUGAAAUUAAUAUCUUUUGUAGGUGAUUUUUACAACCGGAACGUAGGUUAGAGAGUAUCACGGUGUAAGUUUAUUAUGGGGGUGCGCGUAAGCUCGUCUGUGGAUGGAAACGGAGCACCUGGGUGCGCCACGACGCGUCGGUGAGGAACUUGCCGAAUCUUUCCGUCCGAAGCUCCGCAAACGUCGCCGCGUCCGCCCGUGUCGAUAUCACAGUGCCAGCUGGCUCGACCACUCGAACCGUCCAAACUUUACGAUUAUACGAGAACUGCACUCAUAUUAUUUUAGUCGACAUUCACAGAUACAGCUAAUAAAGAAUACUGAUCUUACUGAAGAAUAAAAAAACUCCGGAAAUGUUAAGAUUAAUUUAAGAGAGGUCAGAAAACUUGCGUAGACUCGUAGCGUUACCGUAGAAUCGUAAAUGGUUGGAUGGAGUUAUGUUUCUAGCUUGGCCUGUGGACUAUGGCCGCGCCGACCGCCCCGUCACAGUGCCUUAUCGGCGACCACGCGCCGAACCCGUCCCACCAUCGUUGCCCUUCAAGCCCCGGUGCCUCAUUCAACUUUUACUCGAAAGGAUAUAAUUUUAAUGAAAUUUUUCAUUAAGGGACAACAAACAAUUCAUAAUACGUUUUUCUUUAAUAAACAAUUCAACAAGUAGCAGAAAAGAAACCGUUUUAUCAUCGCUUAUUGAUUCAAAAUCAAAAAAACAUUAAAUCCAAACAGUAAACAUAAAAUACGAACGGGUUAAUAAAUGAUGGGAAAUGCGUUUCGGGCGAGAGGCGGGCGCAAUAAGCGACGUCGUUAUUAGGGACGGGCAGCGCCGCAUUACGCAGUGAGCAGCCUUUAGAUUGAGAGUGUGUUAUAGCAAGAAGUAAAGUGUAACUGGCAAUAACAUAACUUAGAUUAUAAUAGCUAUAGACUAGGUUAAGAGACGGGCACGAGGUGCUCGGUGAGAAAUGGGUAUUCGAAAAGCAAUAAUAAUGUAGGCACUAAAUAAGUCGCGCACCGCAGUCAAUCGACGCAGCAGACUUUAUUCUAAUCAUGUAGCAUUCUGUAGCUGUCGUAGACGGAGUGUAGCGACGGCCUCAUGGUGCAUCUUCUAUACGUCACUGCGUUUCUAAGCGACCAAUUUGCAAAAAAGACUAUUAGUGGUAUGCACAUAGAUUAAUCGAAGUAGAUUAGGUCGUAAAAAGGAUCAUCCGCGAGGCCGCCGCUUAUAAAUUUCCUAUCAUUAUAAUAUUUAGGUAGUGCCUCGCAUGUCAAUUUGUUCUUAAUGAAUUUCUUUAAUCCUGUCAAUUAUGAGAUUGUCUCGGUAAAAUUACUAUGUUCCCUGGCAUUCACCCUUCGGAUCAAAAACCGUCAAUUCCUCGGAUUAUUAUAAUUUCUAUAUUUGAAAAUAGAUUUUAGGCGUUGUUAUUGGAUGGUUAAGUGGUUUUUAAAAAUAAAGUUUGAGUUGCUUAAAAAUAAAUUCUACUUUCGGCCCAUAUUAAUCUAAAAACCGAUUUAUUUUGGACAACAUUGAAGUUCUAACGUAGUAAUAAAUUUUCUCAGCUAAAAUGGUUUAACAACAAAACUUCGUCAUUAAUAUUCGCAUUAAGUUCAGUUACUCCUAUAGAUAAACUUAAUUAGCUAUUAAACAAAGGUUGCGCGUAAUAAGCAAUAUAUUGUAAAUCGAUAAGCAAUAUUAGGUUAGAAUAUACGUAGUUCAUAAAUGUAACUAAUACAUGAUAUAUAUUGUUCAUAUUAAGUAGUUUUCUAGAUGUUUUUGGUGCUUUGGAGUACAGUAUUGAACGAAUCUUACAUCGAAUUUUAAAAUAAUUCAGGAUUCAAUAAUUGUGAUAUUCUGUUUGAAAAUUUAAAUUACAAUACGUUAUUAUAGGUUAUAGGUUUACAAUUAUCUUUUUAUUAUUUGUUUGUAUCGAAUUUUUUGCUUUCAUUGUUAUAAUUGUCUGAGUGUGUACUCCUAUGCGUUUCUUCUUUAUUUAACGUUAUAGAUCUAGGCUACUACAUUUUUUAGCAUAAAGCAAUUUUAUCGCUUUCAAAAAAGAAUCAAAAACGAGAAAAUAUUUUGUUCAAAUAUUUAUACUAACGUUAUUGUAGUUGUAGUUAUUUUAUAAUAAGCGAUCGUUUAAACAAAUCUAAUAUAGUGAAGGUAAAGUAAUAUAUACA